Cetraspora pellucida is the source of this 504-nucleotide messenger RNA. NCBI's taxonomy places the organism in Eukaryota, Fungi, Glomeromycota, Glomeromycetes, Diversisporales, Gigasporaceae. The record is from the annotation of a GenBank genome assembly.
AUGUAUAAUCAUAAACAAGAAAUAAGCAAUAGUGACUCUGAAUUUAGUGAAGAUGAGCUUGAAGUGUAUUUUUUACAAAAUCAUCAUAAUAAACAUUUGAUAGAUGGCUUUCCAGUAAAUCCCAAAUAUCUAGCUCAAGAAACAGUUGAUACUGUUAGAAUUGGAGGCAAAGCAGAGGAUGACCAUGCAGAUCAAGAGCUAAUCAUGAUGAUAGAUCUAGUCAACAAAUUACAACUUAGAAUAGUAACCUCUUUAAUGUUAUUUUAUGGAUUUUUUUCAAUUGAAUCUCUUAGACAAAUAGUAGAAUCAACAAAUAAAUACAGUGCUAUUCAAAAUUCAAAAGAUAGUAAAGAAUUUCAUACACAUCUUGUUUGGGAACUUAUACAAGCUUCAGUAAGCCAAAUUCCUAAUACAAGAAAUUCACAAUAUUCAAUUACUAAUCCUCCUGUUUCAAAUAUUAAUAUUGCUUAUGUUAGUAAGAACUUCGAGCUUCCAACAUGUUGA